Molecule: messenger RNA, 1040 nt
Organism: Papilio machaon (common yellow swallowtail)
Lineage: Eukaryota; Metazoa; Arthropoda; Insecta; Lepidoptera; Papilionidae
Product: mitochondrial 2-oxoglutarate/malate carrier protein
Exons: 6
Coding region: 118-984 (288 amino acids)
Biological process (GO): oxaloacetate transport; phosphate ion transmembrane transport; thiosulfate transport
Cellular component (GO): mitochondrial membrane
Molecular function (GO): antiporter activity; oxaloacetate transmembrane transporter activity; malate transmembrane transporter activity
Source: RefSeq, a predicted model, not a curated record
CUGACAGUAAAAUUUUUAUCAGUCAAGCAAGACAAGACGAUCGCCUUCUUCCAGCAAAUGUUACAAUAGUCAAAAAGAAUUUAGUAUUUAAUCCUGUAAAUAGGUUGUGUGCUCAAAAUGUCUGAACCUCCCAAAGAACGCUAUGUACCAAAUGCUCUAAAAUUUGCAUUUGGUGGCCUUGCCGGUAUGGCCGCCACAUGUGUAGUCCAACCGUUGGACUUAAUCAAGACGAGGAUGCAGCUGGGUGGCGGGAAUGCGUCCAGUUUCGCGGUGGCUGGCGAAAUCAUAGCCAAGGAAGGUUUCUUCUCGCUGUACACCGGUCUAUCAGCAGGUCUACUGAGACAGGCCACCUACACAACAACCCGUCUCGGUGUCUACAACUGGUUGUUUGAUUCUUACAAGCAAACGUACGGAGACAACCCCGGCUUCGGCAUGAAGGCGAUUCUGGGCGUGGCUGCGGGCUCGGUGGGAGCCUUCGUGGGCACUCCCGCCGAAGUCGCGCUCAUCCGGAUGACCGCCGACGGCCGCCUGCCCAAGGAACAACGCAGGAACUACAAAAACGUUGUCGAUGCCAUUCUCAGGAUCAUCAAGGAAGAAGGUGUGUUGAAGCUGUGGCGAGGCGCCACUCCCACAGUCGCUCGCGCUAUGGUCGUCAACGCGGCGCAGCUCGGUACAUACUCACAGGCGCGGGAGUGGUUCGUGGGCGUAGUACCGGAUGGCAUCCAACUGCACUUUUGUGCCUCCAUGGUGUCCGGUCUCGUCACCACCAUCGCCUCCAUGCCAGUAGACAUCAUCAAGACCAGAAUUCAAAAUGCAGCUAAAGGUCAAUCUCAGUUGUCAGUUGUGACGUCACUCCUGCGCAAUGAGGGCGUAUUCUCUCUGUGGAAGGGUUUCCUGCCAUACUACACCCGUCUGGGACCUCACACAGUCCUAACAUUUAUAUUCCUUGAACAGCUCAAUACUAUAUACUUCAAAUUGACUUAAAUGUGUCUGGAAGUUAGCUGAAUGUCGCAUGAAAUUUACAUAUUAAAACCUUUUUA